GGACGAACCCGGAGCCGUCGCGGCGUUUGUGAUUAAAUAUUCCAGGUGGGAGUGUGCGCUCCGCCGCUCGGCCAGGGGAAAGUGGAAGCCUGUGGCGGAGAUCGGCACAAAUGGCAACUGGUAUUGUAGGGUUCCAGUCAGCUGAAGGUGCGAGCCGAACAAAGCGCGGACGGUGAUGCAGGCGACCGCUGUGGGCUCAACGCUGGCGUCCCCGCUUCACUCUGAUGCUGUGCGUUUCGUGGCUCUUCUCACGCGCGUGACGGAUGCUUUUAUGCUGGAUGAAAACCACCAUUUAAUACAGUGUAUCAUGGAUUACCAAAGCAAAGGAAAAACAGCUGAGUGCACACAGUAUCAGCAGAUCCUGCACAGAAAUCUUGUUUACUUGGCCACAAUAGCAGAUUCAAAUCAAAAUAUGCAGUCUCUACUACCUGCGCCUCCCACUCCCAGCAUGCCGAUGGGUCCUGGAGGGCUGGGUCAGACUGGAGGGCACGGUCCAAACCUUAACGACAACAUGGCACCGGGACUUCCCCCCACUUCAAUGAUGCAGAGCCAAAUGAGCAACGGCCCCAGCCAUACCCCCAUGCAGCAACAGUCUGGUCAGGUGCAGUCGUCCAUUCCCUCCGCAUCCCUCAGCUUGCCAGGCAACAGCUACGGUAGCUCAGCUGCAGUCUCCGGCUACAGCCACGCUGCCCCCUCCUCCCAGGGCAGUAUGAUCCAGGGCCCCGGGCCCGGCUAUGGCUCUUCCUCCUCAUCUUCUUCCACAUCUUCCUCCUCCUCCUCCUCCUCCACCCGCAGCAACCUCAACAUGCAGUCCAACCAAGUCUCCAUGAUGCACCAGCCGUCUGCCGCCCCACACUACUCCGCAGCCCAGGGCGGAGGCCAGCACUACCAGGGGCAGCAGGCCAUGGGCCUGAUGGGCCAGGGCGCUCAGGGGAACAGCAUGUUGUCUCAGAGGCCGACGGGCUCCUACCGCUCCUCUCAGCAAGGAUCAGCACAGCAGUACAUGGGACAAGACGAGUUCUACGGAGAGCAGUAUGGACACACUCAGAGCUCCAGCGAGCCCAUAAACCAGCAGUAUUACCCUGAUGGUCACGGCGAGUACUCGUACCCGCAGCCACCGUACGGCGAGCAGGGCUACGAGAGGUCUUUCGAUGAAUCGUCCCAGCAUUACUACGAAGGAGGCGGCGCCCAGUACGGCCAGCAGCAGGCCCAGUAUCAGCAGGGCUCCGGCCAGCAGCAGCCCUUCGCCCAGCAGCAGUACUCCUCCCAGCAGGGCUACAGCGGCGCCCCGCAGGGCUACGGUGCCGGUCAGGGCGGCUCCUCCCAGUACUCCCAGUAUCAGCAGGGUCAGAGCCAGCAGUACGGCUCCUACCGCUCCUCCCAAGGAGGCCCGGGGCCGCAGGCGCAGAGGCCGUACGCCUACGAACAGGGUCAGUACGGGAGCUACCAGCAAUAAAGCACCGGGUUCACUCACGUCAGGCCGGCGGAUUCAAAGAGUUCCGUUAUUUUCUUAUUUUUAGCUGAGGAAGAAGUUGCUGCCGCGCUACAGAACCCUGUGACAGUCAGGGAGCGUGAAGAGUCCAGACUGGUGAUGAUUCGCUUCCAGGUGGACCCGACAGGACACUCAAACAGAGCAGAGUCAUUAGACAGGCCUCGGCAUCCUGCCUCUAUUCUUUAUUUCAUUUAAUUGCCUUUUUCCUAGCGUUAUCUCUGCGUUUAUUGACUAUUUUUGCCUCACAAGCCUCUUUUUUCUACCGCCUUUUGUUUUAUUAGUGCACAGAACAGCUCUGUGGCUCGGGAGACUGGUUGUUAAAAGCAAAUCAGCCUCAGAGGAAAUGUUCCUUGGUAUCUAUUUAAUAGACUUAAUCCAGCUGUUGUGUUCAUUUCUAGUGCAGACAUUAUAUGUUACAAUAAGGGAGUUAAUUUACUGUAUGAAGGUGAAAUGUUGGUCCUGAACCCCGACGUGUCGGGGGAAGUUGUUUGUAUUAGUCGAACUGUGAUGUGUUGCUGUGUGGUCUAACAUUAUGUGUUCUCACUCUCUACACGUGUCUUACUGAGGUGCAGUAGUAGACUAGGUAGCUGACUGGAGAUUUAAAGUGUCUGUCAUCGUCUCUGAUAAUCAAACAUUGUGCUAGUAUUUUACCCAUGCUGUCCGUUUAUCUGCACCAUCCAGUAUAUUCACUGUGCAGAGAGCUAAGAGGUGUCACACGCACCGACGCCCAUUCUGUAGCAGGUUCACGUAGGAACGCGUUUUUUGCCACUUUGUCUGCACUUUAUUUUGCAGUGACAGUGUAUGUAUUGUCUGAUAUUUUGUAUUGUAGUGCAAUUCGGGCUGUUUUUAAAACAAAACCAUUCUCCAAAAGCCAAAGUAACCCAGGAACAGAGCAGCAUCACCUGCUUCAAUAAGUGCAAUACACUCAGCCAGUAAUGAUGACGUUAGUUAUUGGACAACUUACACUCGUUUCUUCAUAUACAGCCAUGACAAAGACAGCGACUGGUUAUUGUGGGUUUUAGCUUAUUAAGAGAUGAAGACACAAAACCUUUCUGUUAGUGAUUCUUUUCAGCGAAUCCCAGAUGAACGUCUGUAUUAGGAUAUAUUUAAAAACGUUAACAGGGUAUAGAGGAUGAAUUUUCAGAGGAUGUACAAGCACACUAUCUAUCUAUCUAUCUAUCUAUCUAUCUAUCUAUCUAUCUAUCUAUCUAUCUAUCUAUCUAUCUAUCUAUCUAUCUAUCUAUCUAUCUAUCUAUCCAUCUAUCCAUCUAUCCAUCCAUCUAUCCAUCUAUCCAUCUAUCCAUCUAUCCAUCUAUCCAUCUAUCCAUCUAUCCAUCUAUCCAUCUAUCCAUCUAUCCAUCUAUCCAUCUAUCCAUCUAUCCAUCUAUCCAUCUAUCCAUCCAUCCAUCCAUCCAUCCAUCCAUCCAUCCAUCCGAAUGUGCAUACAUUAUGUUAUUUAUUAUUUAUUUUUUUAGGAUUUAUUUAUUUGAAAAAAGUGAUUCACUUAUCACUGUUUCUGUUUGUUUCAUAUGUAAUACAGAUUAUUAAUGAUACUGUAAGUGUGCAGUAUAUCUUGUAGUAACUCAACUUACCUCAAAGGGUAAAUAGCAUAACACAGACGUCACAGAUCUCUGCAGGGUUAAUCAAUAUUGGGAGAUUCCUGGCUGUUAAACAGCUACAUAACUAUGUACCACACAACAGUGACAAUCACAGGCUUCUCUAUACUACGAUGAAUCUGUGUCAGUGUUUCAUUGUACUGUGAUCUGAACAUGUAUGACAAGUCUUUUCCAGUUCUUUGUAGCGUGUCAUCACUGAUGUGGGUGGUACACCUUGUGUGUGUAUGUCUGUGUUGGCAUGUAGGUUGGAGUGAGUGAGUGAGUGAGUGAGGCUAAUCCAAAUAUGAAUGUUACUUAUCUAUUGUAAGAAUGCAUUGCCUGAUCUUUUCUGCUGUCUUUUGUUACUGUUUGUUAUAUAAAAAUAAACUGACGUUCACCUUU
Molecule: messenger RNA, 3489 nt
Organism: Betta splendens (Siamese fighting fish)
Lineage: Eukaryota; Metazoa; Chordata; Actinopteri; Anabantiformes; Osphronemidae
Product: calcium-responsive transactivator-like
Exons: 11
Coding region: 176-1456 (426 amino acids)
Biological process (GO): positive regulation of transcription by RNA polymerase II; positive regulation of dendrite morphogenesis
Cellular component (GO): nucleus
Molecular function (GO): transcription coactivator activity
Source: RefSeq, a predicted model, not a curated record